AGUCUCGCGGUAUUUGACAGCUCUCCGGGAAUGUUGCCUUGUUUACAUUGGUGGCACGCGGGUCAGGAGUGUGGCGGCUGCUGGGGGGCUUAGCGGACGAAGCGCCUUUCACAACGCGUACACAACCUCGCUGGCGGCGGCAGCAGUAAACAUUCUCACCCGUUCAAAGAAAAAAAAAAAAACAAAAAACUUUUCAGCAACGCAAGAAGAGGCCGAGCCAGCCGACUUUCCCCGCUUUUUUCCUCCCUCGUGCCCUUGGGCAGGAAAGGGAAAGUCCAAAAAGAGCCGAGCACCAUAGCAGUCAGUGGAGUGUCUGCCUGCGCGUGUCGAAGGAAUAGCUUAGCAACAGAGUCCCACUUCCUGACUGGAGGAACCGGAUUCCGGCAUUAACAAUGGAGAUGGACACUCAACCACAAGGACAGCAAGCGGCCGUGCCAGUGUUUCAGCCACAGAAACCUUUGCAGCCAGACAUGGGCCACAAUUCACUGGCUAAUUUCCAGAUUGAGAAGAAAAUAGGCCGGGGACAAUUCAGUGAGGUUUAUCGGGCGAGGUAUCUUCUAGACAACACAUCGGUGGCCCUGAAGAAAGUCCAGAUAUUUGACUUGAUGGAUGCCAAAGCUCGGCAAGAUUGUAUCAAAGAGAUAGAUCUUCUUAAGCAACUGAAUCAUCCAAAUGUGAUAAAAUACCAUGCGUCUUUUAUUGAGGACAAUGAGCUAAACAUAGUACUGGAGCUAGCUGAUGCCGGAGACCUGUCGCGUAUGAUCAAGCACUUUAAGAAGCAGAGAAGGCUUAUCCCCGAAAGAACUGUGUGGAAAUACUUUGUCCAGCUUUGCAGCGCACUCGAGCAUAUGCACUCCCGGAGAGUCAUGCACAGAGACAUCAAGCCAGCCAAUGUAUUCAUUACAGCUACAGGAGUAGUGAAGCUAGGAGAUCUUGGACUCGGACGGUUCUUCAGCUCCAAAACCACAGCUGCUCACUCCCUCGUGGGUACUCCAUACUACAUGUCACCGGAGAGGAUACAUGAAAAUGGAUACAACUUCAAAUCGGACAUCUGGUCGCUAGGAUGCCUGCUGUACGAGAUGGCAGCUUUGCAAAGUCCAUUCUAUGGAGAUAAGAUGAACCUUUACUCCCUCUGUAAGAAGAUAGAACAGUGUGACUACCCUCCUCUUCCAUCAGAUCACUACUCUGAGGAACUGAGGAACUUGGUAGAUAUGUGCAUCAACCCCGACCCGGAGAAGAGGCCGGACAUCACCUAUGUGUAUGACAUCGCCAAACACAUGCAGAACCUGACGCAGGGCAGCUAAGCCCGGAAUUGCACAAACUAUAGCUUGUAAAACACAUCCCUCCUCAAUUUCCAUGCUGGACGUGUACACAUCUAUCCGCUUCUAUGCAAUUACUUAGUCCAGAGCUCAUUGUGAUAAGCGGGACAGCAUUUAUAACAUGGUUUUUGGAGGAUGUAAACGUGACUGGCAGCCUAAAUCCUUCCCACUCAAGGUAAACAUUAUGAUGAAAUGAUGCCCUCCUCAAAUCUGUCUCUUGUAAAUCACUGUUCACUUUGUAUUUCUUUUCUCAUUAAGGGUCCCAAAAGGUUUUCAGACAGUUGAAUUUCGAAGGUGAUAUUUAAACUUCAAGUUAUACAGUUUUCAUAACAAAUGGUGUAAUAUAUAACAAGCUAAAGUAAAGUGAAAGUAAGUUAAGGUUUAAAGACGAUUAAGCGCAAUGAUCCCAGAGUUCAGACAAGUAAAAAUUUGGCUGGCACUUUUUAUCGUGCUACAGCAGGCCUGGCAGGGUGGUUAUGUACAGCAGGGGUGCCCAAACUUUUUUUGCCCUAAGAUCUACUUUUCAAGCAUUUUUUUUGGUGUGGGGCGGGGGUGGGGGGUCGUGACCAUGUCUCUGGUCAGAGAGUGCACAGAACUAUCACUGAGCUAAAAUUCUGGGCUGCCGACGCAGCUCAGCGCAGAUGUAUAUUGAUUUACAUUGCAUCACCCCAUGAUCCAAUCUUGCACAACACAACAUAAUUAAUAUUGUAAAUUUUUUGGCAUCACCUGAGUUUACUCCGAUGCUCAGCUGGCGAUGCAUUUAGUCCGGACAGUAGCUCUUUGACUCAGCCUCAAGCAGAGUUCCAAAUGUUCAUCAGUGAGUGUGGAACAAGACUUGGAUUUAAUGAUCUUCGUGCGGAAAAAGGCGUGCGCAUAUAAAUAAGUGGAGCCGAAUAGUGCAGUCAAAAAGGUACCACAUUUCCUCAUAUUGGGGUAUUUGAACUCUCCGAGUAAGUUCUAAAACUUCAGUGAGAAGCACUCUGGAUCUCCGAUGUCCUUCCACCUCUGCUGGGUUAAAUCCACAGCCGUGGCUUCACAGCGCCGUGUAACUGUACUUCUUGACAGCUGGAGUGCUUUGAUCAAACAUAAUAUGCCUGCCUUAUUUUUAAAGUCCCUGAAAAAUGCAUCAUCUGCUUCAACGAUUCCUUCUUGGAAGGACUUGUUGUUCUUAACGAUGACGUGAGUCACCCGUAGCAAUGCAUUGGUGGCGGCUUUUGAAGUACGUGUGAAAAAUAACUGCUGUUCGGACAACUGGGAUUUUAUUUCCUUCACCUUUCUCUUUUUCAGCUUGCCUUUUGCUGGGAAUUCAGUGUUGUAUUUUCUGCGUAGAGUCCUAAAAUGCCUCUCCACAUUAUGGGAUGGCAGACUGGCAGAUGAGGCAUAUGCAUUUUGAAAACAUCGUGAAAAAAAUAUUGCUCUUCGCUUUCUGUAUGAAGUGGUAGGUUUUUCUCUUCUUACUUGGUCCAACUCCUCCUCUAAUUUUUAUAACCUUUAUUAAAUUUCAGAGAAAACAGAGAGGAUAAUUGGCGGUAACUCACUGACAAGCUUGUUAGUUCUUAGAUACUUAGUGCCGUUGUUUGCGCGUGUGCGUGGCCUCAUUGUUAGAAAAUGUCAGAUGUCAUCAAUCAUAUAUCAAGCGACGGGAUGGAUGAUGGGCUGACAUCGUUUUUUUAUGUCAUGCAAUGUCAGCAUAUGUACCAAGUCCCUCGUGAUCAAUACAUUGAGCACCCCUGAUGUCGAAUAUUUGGAAAGCAAGGUUGGGUCGCCAAGUGAUGUGCAGGGGGGAGAACAUGUGCAAACGCCUACACAACACUUUGAAUGUUUGUCAUUUUGACACUCAUGCAUUGUCUUUCAAGUCUGCCUUGAAGGAGUAGUGGAGACUAUGCAAAAAAAAAAAAAAAAAAGCAGAUUCACAUCUGCUGUUUACUACUUUCAUUGACACCAAAAGAAUUAUUUCUUGGUUUGACUUUGAUUUUGUUUGGGAACAGUACUGACCUGGAUGUGUGUAUUGCUCAAACAGUGUGAAUACUUUUUGCUGAGUAAGUUUGACAUGUGUUCGUCAUGAAGGAACUAAUGGCUUAAAGAGACAAGUGAUUCUUGCCUUAGAAGUCAUCCGUUCAGUGUACCAUCUCAUGGCAAUUGACUAGAUGAUUAGUUUGCAUGAGAUACGCGCAAUAGUUUGUUCAAAAGUGUCCUUCAAUCAGCAGAUUUAUUAUCUCGCACUGUGCAAAUGCUAAACAGAUUAAUCGUGACAAAGCACUCCACAAAUGCGGCAUUCAUUCUGGAUUUAAAACACUGUUUUCACAUUAUUAAUACUAGUAAAGUCGUCAUAUUGUUAAGGAAUACUGUUUUAUUAGCUAAAAUAAUACAAUCUCUAUGUGGGUUUGUUACUAAUCACAGGUUAUUUUUGUCCAAGAUCCUGCAAAAUCCUUGAGAAAUGGCUGGUCCACAUCAUUUGUAAUUCGUAGUAACAUUUACCUAGUUUCUGUCCUCUGUUCAAACACCAAAGUUUCCAAUUAUAACACUCUGAGAGGCUCUUUAAUACAUGAAAUAAGUUUACAAUCGUGUGGCACACGUGUAGCAUGUUCGCUGGUUUGCAUCAGUGAUACUGCAUGAAAGGAGUAGUUGAUCAGCAGUCACACUACUUUCUUUCUUUUAGCAUAAUCAGAAAGCCUGUUUUCAUAAUUAGUUCUAGUAAACACCAUUUUAUAAGCAUAGAAAAGUACCAUACUUGUUUCCCUCAAUCCUUUGAUGCACACAGAAAAAACCCCACAAUGUAACGUCAUUGAAACAAAAACACCGUCGCCACUUACGAUCUCCAGAAGAGAUGCAUCCCAUAUUAUUAUUAUUUUUUUUAAUGUAUGAAAGUCAAUGUAAUUGAAAGGAAUGUUUUGCCCCCGACUUAAAAUGUCAUUAACGUUUGUCUUUGCCCUUACAAGAGAUAAUUUUACAUAUGCUGUGUUCCGUUGAAUUGCUUUGGCUGGAGUUCGGCGUGCACAUUGUGUAUUAUAUUUUGUUUGUGCACAGACAAUGAGAUCUAGGUCGUUUGUAAGUUCUCACAAGGGGCUUGUUAAAUAUACAUAGAGCUGGGGAUUAUGGUGGUUCUUAUUAAGGUUUAUUCCCUUUUCACGCAAAGUAUCACAGGGCUCUACUGUGCACCAUUAUUUUACCUUGACUCCGUUAGAUUUUCCAAAGGCCAUCUUAUGUAAGUCGUUUCAUGGGAGAGUCGAGGGGUUUUCCCAAACGUCAAAUAAUAGGCUCUGUACAGGCGUUAUUUAUGGUGCAGCUAGUGGUCGGUUUGGUUUCAUCUUGUGUUAAAGAGCCCCACCAAUGCCAUGUACUUCAGUUUGAUGCAAUAAAGCUCUAACAUUUCUUCUGA
Molecule: messenger RNA, 4698 nt
Organism: Syngnathoides biaculeatus (alligator pipefish)
Lineage: Eukaryota; Metazoa; Chordata; Actinopteri; Syngnathiformes; Syngnathidae
Gene: nek7
Product: NIMA-related kinase 7
Exons: 10
Coding region: 393-1304 (303 amino acids)
Biological process (GO): protein phosphorylation
Molecular function (GO): protein kinase activity; ATP binding
Source: RefSeq, a predicted model, not a curated record